CUGUCAAACGCAACAGCGAAAGACUGGAAACUUAGCGCUAAUGUCAUCAUCAUCACCACCACCCUAACACUAAAAACACGGCUCGACUGGUGUGUGUUAAUUACUUGAUUAUUUACCUUUCAACCAUGGGACCUCGACUUAAAUUACGGAAACAACACUGCUGGUGCAUCUUGACUGGGAAUAUAAUCGGGUUUCCUCCUCAAACCUCUGCGUGCUGAAUGAAAACAGUCCGCUGAAGCCGUUGCUGACAAACCGUGGACUGGAAAAAUGUGAUUCAGGAAAUCAGGCGUAGUUUCGCUCGUCCGGUUGUUUACACAUUUUUCGGACGACGUUUCUGCUCAUGUAAAGUACAUUUUCAGUGAUCGUUGUUUGUUUACUGUGGGUCGGAUAGUGACACGUUGCGCGCUAAGCUAAUUUAGCAUUUAACUCGGGUGAUUUAGACUCACAAUAAUCCGUUUAGAAGACGUAGCUUUAAAGGACGCACAAAUCUACGUAACGUUACAAAACUCGGGAAAUAAAGUUAAAGUGAACCGGAGUGAUCUACUAAAGUCGUGCUUUGUAGCUUUGACUGGCCUGUUUUGGGUUCAAUCAUCUCAUUAAUUUCACGUUUUCUCUUGGGAUGUUUAUUGACGGGUGCAGCCAGGUGAUGACCUGUAAGUGAACUUAUCAUCGGGUGUGUGUUAGUAACUUAGAGGAUCAUGAUGGCUCAGCAGGAGAAUGGACGUCUGUCGUCUGAGGAUACUGUAAGUGUGAUGACUCUGGGCAGUCAGUUUGACGAGGAGAGCUCUUUCGGGUCGGACUCUGAAAUCAACGGCUUCACCAGCUCGAGACAAACUGACAAGUAUGGAUUCAUCGGAGGAGCCCAGAAGUAUUCAACCGAAUCGGCUCAAGAAGUGCCUCUGGAAGUGUUAAGGCACAGGGAAGCCAAAUGGUUGGAUAUGCUGAACCACUGGGACAAAUGGAUCAGUAAAAGAUUCAAGAAGGUGCGACUGCGAUGUCAGAAAGGAAUCCCGCCAUCAUUGCGAGGCAGAGCUUGGCUUUACCUGUCGGGCGGAAAAGUGAAAAGAGAACAGAACAGUGGGAAGUUCAAGGAGUUGGAUAGCCUGGAUGGAGACCCUAAGUGGGUUGAUGUGAUAGAGAGAGAUCUACACAGACAGUUCCCUUUCCAUGAGAUGUUUGUGUCCCGAGGAGGUCAUGGGCAGCAGGACCUGUUCCGGGUGUUGAAGGCUUAUACCCUGUACAGACCGGAUGAGGGUUACUGCCAGGCUCAGGCUCCUAUAGCAGCAGUGCUUCUGAUGCACAUGCCUGCUGAGGAUGCAUUUUGGGGGCUGGUUCAGAUUUGUGAGAAGUACCUCCCUGGAUAUUACAGCGCAGGCCUGGAGGCCAUACAGUUGGAUGGAGAGAUCUUAAAUGCGUUAUUAAAGCGCGUGAGCCCUCCAGCAUAUCGCCAUCUUGAGAAACACAAGAUAGAGCCCAUCCUUUACAUGACGGAGUGGUUCAUGUGUGCGUUUUCCAGAACUCUACCCUGGUCGUCUGUGCUCCGAGUGUGGGACAUGUUCCUGUGUGACGGAGUGAAGAUAAUAUUCCGUGUUGGCCUGGUGAUGCUGAAAAGCAUGCUGGGAUCUCGUGAGAAACUGAAGGCUUGUCCUGGUCAGUACGAGACUAUGGAGCUUCUCAGGGCCCUGGAGCCACAUUACAUGCAGGAGGGCUUUCUCGUACAUCAGGUAUUGGAGCUGCCCAUAUCUUCUCGGGAUGUGGAGCGAGAGCACCGCGUGCAGCUCAAGCGCUGGCGGAAAAUUCACGGCGAGCUCAGCUACAAGUCCCCUCCCAGAAUGCACGGCGCUCACGCCGUCAUGUCUGCCGAGCCACACACCCGCCAAGACCUCCGUCAGAAACCCACAAUCAUCGUCCAGUACCCCCUGCCCUCAGACACUCAAUCCGAAUUCGCUCGCGUCAAGAAGAGAAGCACUAUCCGAAAAGCCCCCAAUCCGACAGUGGACAUCCCAAACCCGUAUGCCCUGCCAGCAGACCCCAAACCAGCCGCUCUUAAUAAUCAAACACAAGAGAUGGCCUCAAGCAAUCAGUCCAACCAUCCUCCUCCAUCACUACAGCAAUCCCACCUCACUACACCCGAAAACACACCCUCCUCUGAUCCACAACCACCUCAACAGUCUCCAAAUCUCUCUCCCCAACCCUCACCAAAACCCAACCCCGCACAUCCGACCGAAAUCCCUCACUCCUCCAACCCUGCAGUCACCGUCCAGCCACUCUCGAGCAACACCAACAACUCAGCCCACCUGACAGAUCCUCCACCCACUACAGACUCCACUCCGCUUCCUCCAGACGACACACCUGUGAACGGCAACUCGGUCGCUGCUCCCAGAGUUCCUGGUUUACGUCACUCAUGUGAGAGCGUGGGUUCAGAAGACACGUACCUGUAGCUUUCCAGGUCAGCAUUCAGGGAGAAAGCAGUAUUGGGAACCAGCAUUAUGCAUGAGAACGAGAUGGGAGGAAAAACUAUGAAUGUAUUUUGAUUUUCUUUGGGUGACAAGAAUCCUUGCCGUCAGUGUCUUGCGCCCAUUAGUGUGAAGAAUUCAAGAAUAUAUAAAGCUUAAUGACUAGGAUCAAAUGACUUGACAAGCUCCAAGACUUCAUUUUGGUGUCCAUACACACAAACAUCCUUUUUUCUCUGUGCUGGUCCAUAAUUGACUCCACAGUCUUUGUGCUACAAUGUUCAAAAAAUCUGACUAUUAGUUCUUCCAUUAUUCCUCAAUCAUAAGCAGAACAGACUAGUUAUUGUGUUAUUCGCUGUUUACCAAUAUUAGGUCACAUUGCAAGAGUUGAUAAUGUAUGACUCUCCAAUCUAACAGUCUUACAUUUACUUACAACUGCCACUAUUAUAAGUAGUUUUUUUUCUCACUAAACUAUUUAAUGUAUAACUGUCAUUAUAACGCAAAUCAGCAUUUCGUGUUUUAACAUCAUGUCUGUUACCAGUAACUACAUUCAAAUGUGAGUGAAAUGAAAAACGUUUUUCAAUCUUUCUUAGAAGCAAUUUAAGUGGAAGCAUCCUUAAACUUUACUUUUCAGAAAAAAAAGUGCAAAAAUUGUAUCUUUAGGUGUAUAAAAGCUUGACACUGGGGCAGUACCUUUGAAAUUACAACUUUGCACCUUUAAGAGGUGCAUAUUAGUUCCUUUGAGAGACAUUUUGGUGUAAAUAAGGUACAUUUGUCCCAUUAAGGAUAUUUCUCCAGUGACAAGCUGUACAAUUUUUCACACUUUUUUUUUGUUUGUUUCAAAAAAUAAAUAUUUGAAUACUUUCUUCAGAUUUUUAUAAACUACAUAGCUAAAAAAAAACAUUUCUUGUGUGUUAACAUUGGAAUGACAAACAUAGAUGUGAUGUUGAAAUGAUGUUGGAGUGUCUCUUUAACACAUCUGAUGUAUUUAUUUCGUUGCUAAUCUGAGAAAUUGAAGACUGUAAACCUGUUUCAUCUCAAGCCACCAGGUGGCGCACGUUUCCUGCAAAUGAUUUAUUUUGUUUGAUCAAAUGUCAGAGAUGUUAGCCGGUUACAUUGGGAAUUUCUAGUUACUUAUACAGUCAUCAUCUGUGAAGAGAGGUGUGUUACACAGCUAAAAGUGCUGUUUUUUUUUGGUCACAGAUGUGAGUCAUUUUUAUUUACGUUACAUUUUAAUAUCUGAAAUAUUCUAAUCUGUCAGAUUUUCAGAUGCACUUUAUAAUUUGAGAUUAUGGGAGCACUGUUUUUUUUUUUUUCAACUAAUGCUUACAAAUUACCUUGGCAAAAACUUUGAUUUGUAUGUCUAAUAUAUAAUCAAUCCUCAACAACUGACUGUCGCCUAUAUGUAGAUUUUGUACAAAUAA
Sinocyclocheilus anshuiensis is the source of this 3877-nucleotide messenger RNA. Its product is annotated as TBC1 domain family member 10A-like. NCBI's taxonomy places the organism in Eukaryota, Metazoa, Chordata, Actinopteri, Cypriniformes, Cyprinidae. The coding region runs from base 699 to 2441 and encodes 580 amino acids. Gene Ontology annotation, molecular function: GTPase activator activity; small GTPase binding. The transcript is spliced from 9 exons. Gene Ontology annotation, biological process: regulation of GTPase activity. The record is from RefSeq and is a predicted model, not a curated record.